AUGAAUGCCGUAGACAAUCUAGCGUUUGGGAAUCUGAAUCUUGUGAACAACAUCAACAUUAACAACAACCCGAACAACAACAACAACAACAACAGUGAUUUCGGCUCAGAGCUGGCGUCCGCCGAGAGAGGAACCGCGUCUACGCCCUGCACGCCUCAAGCUGCUCGGCAUGUCCGAAGUCGCCGUCAGGAGCUGGCGACCGGUCACGGAAUGGCUCCGAACAGCCCAUCGGCGCAGCCUCAUCAUACCGGGGGUGCCGCAGCGUUAUUAAAAAGUUCUCUAUUGGAGCAGAAUGGGAACGUGGGCGGAAGUUUGUCCAGCCUUCAAGGCUCCCCUGCGUCAUCGAAGCGGAGCGCCAAGAUGGACAAGAGUAGCGCGAACUUCCUCGAUUAUUAUCUGAGUCUCGAGAGUGCCGUACGGCAGAAACGGGAAGCGUCUGGGAAUCGAUGAAUAUCGCACACUUGCAAAAGGCCGGCCGGAGUGCAUCUUCUGCAAGUCGGAUCGCCUCGGGCUCCAAGUGCAAGUUGUAAGAAUUAUUCUUCCGAAGCUGCGGAUGAGGUUCCGGAGAAGUCCGUCAAACCCGAUGCGCAGGAAGUGCCGGUUGGCUGGGAGAAGCACGAGGACGAAGACGGUGCUUACUACUGGCACAUCGCUACUGGAACAAUUCAGCGAGAGAUGCCCACAAAAGAGGAUACCGAGAAGCUCCAAGAACAACAGAAGCGCCUAGCGUUGCCGGGCGUCACCUUUAGGAACAAGAUGGCGGCCUCAAAUCCAGCGGAUCGAGCCUUGAAACGACAGAGCUGCCCGAUCCUGACCCGGCGCGCCAUUGAUCAAAUGAUCCAAUCGAAUCAGAAAAAAGCGAUCCGCUUCGCUGUCCGCUCCCUGGGUUGGAUGGAGGUGCCUGAGGAAGAUCUCACGCCGGAGCGAAGUUCUCGGGCCGUAAACUCCAUCAUCAAGCAGCUCGGAACCGAAGAAGAAAAUGGCGGAGCCACCCGUGAUAGAUGGGGGAAGGGCAUUGACAUUUACAUGGACAUCGAUGACGAGACUUUGCGUCUGAUCGAUCCGAAUAAGAUCAAAUCGAAGAUUGUGGAAAUCGAUGACUUGUGCACGGAUGAUCUCUUGUGCGGAGCGAGUGCACUCACGGAAGAGAUCGAUGAAGAGGACGAAUGUAUUAUUUUGGAACAGCCCAUUCAUAUGAUCCGCAUGUGGGGAGUUGGCAGAGAUAAAGAUAGUGAAAGGGACUUCGCCUACGUCGCUCGAGACCGGGUCAACAAACACGUCGUGCUUUGCCAUGUGUUUCGCUGCGACAUGCCGGCGAGAAUAAUCGCGACUACACUCAGGGACGCCUGCAAGCGGGCUAUGAUUGAGCGAGGGCUGGUUGUCAAGCGCGACAAAUCUACGGCGCUUCCGGAGGAGCGCAAGAACAAGCGGUUCUCAGAUUUGCUUUUGGGGGCAGAUAGCUUCCCUCAACCCUCGGAAGAAAUCAACAAGACCUUGAAAGCUCUCUACGUGGGCUCCAUCGAAGUGUCCAAACCCGAGGGAAUGGACAUGCUUAUCUCCGCGAUCGAUCGUUUGGUUUCUGUCGUUCCGCCUUAUAGAUAUAGGCCGGUCAAAGUCACUGUGACGACUUCCUGCGUGACCGUGAAGCCGCAAGACAAUGAGCGUGAGGUUGUUUUCGAUGCGCGCGUGCGUUUCAUUGAAUACAUCGGCAUGGGGAGACAGGAGGAGAUGUGCAGCCUCGUCGUAGAUCCGAAUCCGGGGAGCAGCCAAAGGCGAUUUGUGGCCCAUGUUUUCCAUUGCGAACCGACAGCUGCAGCUCUGACGAAAGCUCUCGAAGCCGCCUACAAGCUGAGGUAUCAGAAGUGCCUCGACGCCCACACCCGACCCCAACAAGCAGUCGCUGAACAGCUUCCAUUCAAUCCCAAUCGCGCACCGCCUGUGACCAGGUCAUCGUCUAUUUCGCAGAUCGGAUGUACUCUCCGUAACGUCUUCUCGCAAACCUUAAGACUGGUUGGAUCAACCUCCAAUCAAAUUUAAGCGUUUGUCCCCGGAAGUAAUCGUUAAUUCCUUCGAGCCUCGUAGAGCUGGAGCGGAUAACGGAUCAGUCACCCCAUAGUAUCGAUGAAAGCAGUCAUAGAUGCAAGUGUGAGUACAGCCUGCCUACGAGGAGAGGAGAGCGCCUGGUGAACAACCGACCCUGAGUUCGUGAGAGCAGAUCCAGUCUGGAGAGACUCCAGAACAGCUGUUGUGAAGAGCGUAAAGACAGCUGACGGAAACAUCACCUGACUAGAUACUUUGUUUUAUCUCGCAAGGGAGCAUGAGGAAACUCAUCAUGGAGCAGCCUUUUAUCUGUCUACCAAUUAAGAUUAUCCAAAUAUUCUAUCGAUAUACACAUAAGGUAAAAGAGGAGCGAUUUUGUUCUGUA
Molecule: messenger RNA, 2425 nt
Organism: Galendromus occidentalis (western predatory mite)
Lineage: Eukaryota; Metazoa; Arthropoda; Arachnida; Mesostigmata; Phytoseiidae
Product: amyloid-beta A4 precursor protein-binding family B member 2
Exons: 11
Biological process (GO): regulation of DNA-templated transcription
Cellular component (GO): nucleus; cytoplasm
Molecular function (GO): transcription factor binding; amyloid-beta binding
Source: RefSeq, a predicted model, not a curated record